AUGGCACCCUUGCAACCACUGGCCCACCUGAUCGACCCCCUAGUCAUCGCCACCCGCACUAUGGUCGACGAUGCACCCUCUCCUGUCUUCCGCCGGCAGGCUCCCGCGACCGUCACCGUCGUCUCCACGCAGGGCGGGAACCCGAAUCAGCAGUUAUCGGGUGGUGAGAUCGCCGGCAUCGUGAUCGGGUCCAUCGUCGGGUUCCUGCUCAUCAUCUGGCUGAUCCGAUGGUCGUGCGGCCAGCAGAGGGUUCCCGACGAGAAGCCGAGCUACUACCACCAGGAGGUGUCCCCGAGGAGGCACCGAAGCCGCAGCCAUCAUCAUCACCAUCAUCGUCACUCUAGGAGCAGAAGCCGCGGGCCAGACGUUAGGGUCGUCACGAGUCAUACCAGUGGGCAUCCGGGCGAGCCGGCCGAGCCGACGAGGGUGUACUACGAGAAGCGGAGGAGAAGUCACAGCCGGUACUGA
Messenger RNA from Pyricularia pennisetigena, 468 nucleotides. RefSeq lists its product as uncharacterized. The coding region runs from base 1 to 468 and encodes 155 amino acids. The transcript has a single exon. The record is from RefSeq and is a predicted model, not a curated record. Lineage: Eukaryota; Fungi; Ascomycota; Sordariomycetes; Magnaporthales; Pyriculariaceae.